GUUCAACUCUGAAUGACAUCCUGACACCAUCUGCUGGUGACAUAAUGACAUGGCAGCAUUUCCUGAUAAUAAUUCACCCUGUGACAGAGGUGAGUGUAAAUGAAAGUAGAUUUUGACAUUGUUGAGCAGAGCUGAGACGCCAUCACAGGGUGUGAGAUCUCUGCUGGAAAACACACAUUUGGAUUAUUUGAAGCAAUCAAGAGACGGGACAGUAACUCGGUGAGUCUUGCUUUUGAAAGACAAUUUAGAUACCAAGACAAAUGGCUGAGAAAAUUGCUCUUUUUGAACGUUUCCUGAACUGCCAUGUGUGUUCAGAGACUUUCAGAGAUCCUGUGUCUCUGAGCUGCAACCACAGCUUCUGUUCAAGCUGCCUGAAGAAAUUCUGGGAACAAGCUGAAAACAAAAACUGUCCCAUUUGUAAAACAAAGUCCUCAACGGAUGACCCAGCAGUGAACUUUGCACUGAAGGAACUGUCUGAUUCGUUUGCUGAGAGACAGAAAACUGGAUCAUCUGAAACAGAAAAAGAAGAGAAGAAGGUGGAGGUGGUGUGUAGUAAACAUCCAGAAGAGCCUAAACUGUUCUGUGAGGAUGAAGAGAGAGCUGUGUGUCCUGUCUGUGACUUUUCUCUCCACCAGAGUCACAAGGUGGUUCCUGUAGAACAAGCAGUCAGUGACCUGAAGGACCAGCUGAAAUCUGACUUAAAGUCUCUACAGGACAAGAGGGACAAACACAAACAAGUGGAGAAAACAUACAAUGAAGUGAUUCAACACUCCAAGAAGCAGCUGUUGUCCACAGAGAGGCAGAUCAGAGCAGAGUUCAACAAGCUCCACCAGUUCCUGAAAGAGGAAGAGGAGUCCAGACUGGCAGCUCUGAGGGAGGAAGAGGAGCAGAAGGGGAAGACUAUCAGCAGAGAGAUGAAGAUGAUUCAGGUGCACAUCUCCUCUCUGUCAGACAGUAUCUCUGCUGUUGAAGAAGACCUGCAGAAACACAACGUGCCCUUCCUCAGCAGUUAUGAAGCCACUCAGACCAGAGCCAGAGUCCAGUGCUCACUGUCAGAUCCACAGCUGGUCUCAGGAGCGCUGAUAGAUGUGGCCAAACACCUGGGCAACCUGUCCUUCAGAGUCUGGGGGAAGAUGAAGGACAAGGUCCACUUCAGUCCUGUCAUUCUGGACCCAAACACUGCAAACCCCAUUCUCUAUCUGUCUGAUGAUCUGACCAGUGUGAGAUGUGGAGACACAAGGCAGCAGCUUCCUGACAAUCCAGAGAGACUCACUAAGUAUCUCACUGUUCUGGGCUCUGAGGGCUUCAGCUCAGGGAAACACAGCUGGGAGGUGGAGGUGGGAGACCAUCCUGUCUGGUUUUUAGGUUUGGCUAAAGAGUCAGCUGACAGGAAGGAGAACGCAGGAGUUUCACCAGAAGAUGGAAUCUGGUGUUUAGUUCAUGACAGUGGAAAAUACACUAAUGAUCUUGGUGAGACAGUCGGAGUGAAGAAGAGUCUCCAGAGGAUCAGAGUCCAGCUGGACUAUGACAGGGGGGAGGUGUCCUUCUACGACCCUGAAGACAUCACUCACAUCUACACUUACAGAGACACUUUCACUGAGAAACUCUUCCCAUGGUUCUUUAUUGGACUGGCUGGUGAUGCUAAAACUGCUGAUAUCAAAAUCUGUCAAACUGAGAUUCUCUGUGAUGUUCAGAUACGUUGGUGUUAGUUCAGACAGAAACUGUUUCUCUGUCCUGUCUCUACUGUCCCAAAUGAAUUAUGCAAAACUGUUUUCAUCUUCCUUUAUUGUUUAAUGUAACCCAUUUUAAAAAUAUGAACACAGAAGUAAUUUCUUAUAUCUGAAAUUCAUUUUUCGGAAAUACCAUGAGAAAUUAAGAAUUUGUUGUUUAGCAAAAAUGUGUUGAAGACGGUAACUAAGAUUAAUCCACAAGAAAAUGUGGAUACAAAAACUGUAUCACAUCAUCAGGAGACAAACUUUAUAGAUUAAAGAUGUUAAUUAUUCUGGUUAUCAGCAUCUUGUUUUGAGUCAAACAACAUUAUAUAGUAGUUUCAAUCAUUAGUUGUAGUUUUUUAUAUUUUUUAA
Sebastes umbrosus (honeycomb rockfish) is the source of this 2084-nucleotide messenger RNA. RefSeq names its product zinc-binding protein A33-like. The record is from RefSeq and is a predicted model, not a curated record. NCBI's taxonomy places the organism in Eukaryota, Metazoa, Chordata, Actinopteri, Perciformes, Sebastidae. The coding region runs from base 261 to 1709 and encodes 482 amino acids. Gene Ontology annotation, molecular function: protein binding; zinc ion binding. The transcript has a single exon.